Messenger RNA from Capra hircus (goat), 5541 nucleotides. It is a transcript of the gene VASH2, whose product is annotated as vasohibin 2. The transcript has 8 exons. The coding region runs from base 888 to 1955 and encodes 355 amino acids. Gene Ontology annotation, biological process: regulation of angiogenesis. Lineage: Eukaryota; Metazoa; Chordata; Mammalia; Artiodactyla; Bovidae. The record is from RefSeq and is a predicted model, not a curated record. Gene Ontology annotation, cellular component: cytoplasm.
CAGGGAAGCCUGGUGUGCUGCAGUCCACGGGGUCACAAAGAGUAGGACACGACAGAGCGAUUGAACAAUAAUAUCAGAGGGUCUAUGGCUCUGUCACCUAGUGAGUUUUGGGUAAUUUGUAAUUUGGGGUUAGAAAAAAAGUAUGUAAGCAUUGUUCCAUCAUGUGAACAGCCCUGCCUGAACCACCCAUCACCGCCCGGUAGCGGCAGGUGAGUGUGUCCAGGGUUCCUCAGGGAAUGUGUCUUACCACUAGCCCUCUUCACUUCUUGGGUAGCUUUACUUCUCUGCUUCCCACAGUUGCAACCCCCGCAGUACCACGACCCUGGGGGAAACUCGGUCCUAAGUCCCAGGGACCCACGCCCCUGCCGCCGCGGGGGUCCCAGGACACGACAGCGAUCGCAUUUCGCGCGGCUGCCAGCCCCCUCCUCCUCUUCGCUCCCGCCCAGGAGCCUCCGGAGCCAAUCAGAGCGCGGCGGAUCCCCGGGUUGUGAGAGUCCCGCGCUCAGGCCCCGCCCCUCUUUGUUGCGGCGGCCAAUGGACGCAGUCAGAACAUCGGCGGCUGCCCGGGUGACUCGGUUAUCUGUCACAGAAUAACAUUCGAGAAUGGGACAUGGAAUGAGACGACGGCCGCAGCACCCCCAAGCCCAGGCCCAGGCCCAGAAGCAGCUCCCGCCUUCCCCGCCGCCCGGAGAGGCUCCGCAGCCAUGAGGCCGACUGUCCGGAGGCACGGCCCGUAAGCAGAGCUCCGGCCGCCGCUCCCACUUGGUGCGUCCUGCCGCAGCGAGAGGCAUGGAGAAGGCCGCCCCCGCCGGGCGCUGAUCCCCGCGCUGCGCCCGCGAGCACACGCCCCCUGCGCAGCCCUCCGCGUCCCCCGCCCCGGCCCCACCAUGACCGGCUCCGCGGCCGACACUCACCGCCGCCCCCACCCCAAAGGCGCCAAAGGCACCCGGUCCCGGAGCAGCCACGCGCGGCCCGUGAGCCUCGCUACCAGCGGGGGCUCGGAGGAGGAGGACAAAGACGGCGGGGUGCUGUUUCACGUUAACAAGAGCGGCUUCCCCAUCGACAGCCACACCUGGGAGCGCAUGUGGCUGCACGUGGCCAAAGUGCACCCCAAGGGGGGAGAGAUGGUGGGCGCCAUCAGGAACGCCACCUUCUUGGCAAAGCCUUCAAUACCCCAGGUUCCAAACUACAGGCUGUCAAUGACGAUCCCAGACUGGCUCCAGGCGAUCCAGAACUACAUGAAGACACUACAAUACAAUCAUACAGGGACCCAGUUCUUUGAAAUUAGGAAGAUGAGACCGCUGAGUGGGUUAAUGGAAACAGCUAAAGAAAUGACUCGGGAGUCCCUGCCUAUCAAAUGCCUUGAAGCUGUCAUCCUGGGCAUAUACUUAACGAACGGACAGCCUUCCAUCGAGCGAUUCCCCAUCAGCUUUAAAACCUACUUCUCAGGAAACUACUUUCACCACGUUGUGCUGGGGAUUUACUGCAACGGCCGCUAUGGCUCGCUGGGCAUGAGCCGAAGGGCUGAGCUGAUGGACAAGCCAUUGACCUUUCGGACUCUGAGUGACCUCAUCUUUGACUUUGAAGACUCCUACAAGAAGUAUCUUCACACAGUCAAGAAGGUCAAGAUCGGACUGUAUGUCCCCCACGAGCCUCAUAGCUUCCAGCCCAUUGAGUGGAAGCAGCUGGUCCUCAAUGUCUCAAAGAUGUUGAGGGCUGACAUAAGGAAAGAGCUGGAGAAAUACGCCAGGGACAUGAGGAUGAAGAUCCUGAAACCUGCAAGUGCCCACUCUCCAACCCAAGUGAGAAGCCGGGGGAAAUCCUUGUCCCCCCGCAGGAGGCAGGCAAGCCCCCCGAGACGGCUCGGCAGGCGAGACAAGUCGCCUGCACUGCCUGAAAAGAAGGUGGCUGACGUCAGCACUCUGAACGAAGUGGGCUAUCAGAUCCGGAUUUAGGCUGGCCAUACCGCAGCCACAGGGCUUCUAUGGUGCUUCUCUCUGCACUUUACCCAGCAUCUUCAGGAGGAACUGCAACUAUUUAUUGAGAACUGGGGAAUUUUAUUUUUAAGGAUUUACUUGGAAGUAGACUCUGAGUGGCUGGUAACAAAAAAACAAAUUCAUGAAGGGACAACCAUGAAAAGGCUGUGAUAGAUCCUACUGGGGUUGGACUGUCCCCCUCACUCCAGAUAGAAAGGCUAAGACCAUAACUGUAGUUUUUUAUAUUUUCCCAUUUACCUACUUUCUUUUACUUGCUUUGAACAUUAUGCCUCACUAGUAGUCCAUGUUCAUGAAGCCCUCCCCCCUCCCACUUUUGAUACAGUAAGGUAACUCAAUCAGUAUUAAUGUCUUUUUCAGCAAUAACAGAGGCAAAGAUUGGUGGGGUUUCUUUUUAAGCAGUCAAUAUUACCUCAGCAUCUUGACAUCAGAUAUGCAAACAUAAUGGUGGGUGGUUUUUUUAAUUCUAUUUGUAUUGUUUCCCCAGUAUUUCCCAUGGGGAUCUCCACAAGGUUUGGAAUUUUUUUCCUGGUGCACACGUGAUGAGAUUUUAGGUAUUAUAUGCAAGUGUUUUACUUAAAGAGCACUGAAAUUCUUCUGGCAAUACGGGAAAUCAUUUUCAGGAUCUUGGAGUUACUACUUUCUUAACCUUUCUUACAGCAUUCACUGACAGCAGCUUUUGUUCUUUCAAAACAAAACAAAAAAGCACGCUCAGAAGCCAGUCUGUGUUCUGUCACUAACAUUUAAACUUUGCAGACUCCAGUGAAAAGCACAUGAGGUCAUGUACUGUUACCCAAAUUCAGCAGUAUUGCGAUUACCUCUGACAAUAACACCCUCAGACAGAGGCCGAGAGAGAAUCAGUAGGUUUUGAGAACUAGAUAACCUUUCUGUUCACAUUUCACCUGAGUUUUAAACUCCGAGUCAGGCCUUGGUUCUGAAGGACUCACUGUUGGUAGGUAGGUGUUCUGAUGUCUUAUAUUAAGACCAAACACGGCAUGAUGUGAUUCUUUGCCAGUACCGUUUUUAGGUACCACUUCGUGAUGUUUAGGAACUGGUAUUGGAAAAUGCAGUGAAUUGGAGCAGAACCUUUGUUUUUUAAACGGAAAAGCCUUCGGGUAUGGUAUUACACCUUAAAGCGUGAUGCUCUCCAUGGGGCAGGGUGAGUAUCUGGCCUGCAUAUGGCAGUUACAGUGAACUUCUGCUGCAGACCACACAGAAUAACUGGCAUACCAAGUCCGUGUGUUAUCAGGAGUACAGCUUCGACUUCACUUGUUUGAUCUUAGCAACCAUGCCAACUCAUGAGACCAAAAAGCGUAUUUUAAGUAGAAGUCUGUUAGUCAACAAAAGUGUUAUUUCAGUCUUGGGGCCUCCCUCUCUGGCUUUCUUUACCUGAAGGUGAUUUUGGGAAGGGAGUAAAAAAAUAAGAAUCUGCUCAUUCAGAUUCUUUACCUCUGAGGGCGACACGGGAAGGAAAAAGACUCUAUCCUUCAGCCGUGUGCAGCUGAGCUCACUAUCGGUGUUAUUCAUGGAAAGUACUUUCCUUGAAAAAAGAAGUCGAAUGUCCUUUACAUGAAAAAGGACCAAGUCAGUCCAAUCUACGUCUCAGAUUAGAUUAAAACAGUUAAACACAUUCAGGACUUAACCACUUUUGAGAAUAGUACUAUCAGCAGAACUGAAAAUGAGUUAUUUUAAACUUCUCAAGACAAACCCAUUUGCAGCCUCCUGGCCACAUGUAUUUAGAUGUUUGGAGUAGUCCGCAAAUCAUUUCAUUUUCAUUCUAAAAUACGGACUUAGCUCUCUAGAUGAAAUAUAAUCAUGUUUAUCAAUCUGAAAGUUUAUUAUAUCCAAUAAGUAGACUACUUAUAGUAUUGAUAUAAUACUGCAGUCACUCUAAGGGCUUGGAAUAGGAUUUUCCAAGUAUUAAGUACUGUCCAGUCUAAAAUAUGGAGUGUCAAUAUUUGCAUAUCCUUGUCUCCCACAGAAUGGGGGAAGGAAUUAGGAAUACAACCUGUUUCUAAUAUGCUGAUGUCUAAGCCUUAAAACUGCCAACUGGCUUGAAGAUUUGAUUAGUAACCUGAUUUCUUCCACACUCACUUCUUGAUUUUAAGAUUCAUUUCCCCAAAGCAAGAGUUAGUCAACAGAAACAUGAAAAUAAGUCAAAAUGUUCUUAGCUGUUACUCUUAUUUUUAUUGCCUAUGGAAUAUGUUAAUUUCUAAAAGACACAAGAAAAGUACUAAACUCUUACAUUCUAGUGAACUGAUAAUAAGGUAAGGAAAAAAAAUGACAUAAUUUACCCCACAGAAUUGAUUUUAAAUCUGGUUAUAAUUCAAAAGAUAAAAACCAUGAAAUGAUUUGAAAUCUAGUUUUUAAAAAAAGUUAAUGCAAAAGAAAUUUUAUGCUUAAGCCAUUGUGAUAAUACAUGCAAAGUUUAAAUGAAUGACAGAAAUCUUGAUUCUAGACUACAUGUUGUGCUGUUUUGAGUACACUUUUAUUUCAGAAAGUGAUAUUUAGUAUUUUGUAUACACUCUGAAAUCAUGAGCAUUUCACUCUUUCUAAGUCAGUUAUUUCAUAAGGAUUUUAUUAAUAGAUAUUGGUAAAUAGAACUUUGGAGAUCUUAAUUCCGUAUUAUUACUAUACCCGAGGCUUUUGUAAGCUCUAGUUUUAUGUACAACCUUGUACAGUUUUUUUGACAUACAAUUCAGAAUCUUGUUUAUUCUCUUGGACUUUGUUCUGGCCAAUACAUUUUUUUUUUUAGAUCUAUUAAGAAAAACUGUGACUGUUUUAGUGGGUAUUUUUCUAAGUAAAUGAAAACUUGUAUAAUGGUAUUUUAGAGAAUGCCAGAUAAGUGCAUGUUUCAAUUUAAUGUUUUUCUCAUCACUUGUAUGUUUAUACACAGCAUGGGACUUUCAAUAAAAUCAUCCUGGAAACUCAAGGAUUGUUUUCCUUCUAAAAUAUAAAUGGUGUAAUUUUUUUCCUUAUUCUUCUUAUUAUAUACUUGUUCUAGUAAACUAAUUUCACUCUCACCCUUGUCUUCUUCUACAAUUUUCAGAUUCUGUAUUAAAUUUAUCUCUAUUUUGGUGUAUCUUAAUUCACUUAUUGGCUUCCUUCUAUUUUGGCAUCACCCAAGGCAACAAGUGAGUUACACAGCUUACUUCAUCUACCACAAAACCUUCAGGCACAAAUGUACUAGUACAAUAAUUUAUUAGGUAACUUACAUGGACGAAGUGCAAAUGACUUGACAAAGUGAAUGUUUUUCCAACCCUUUGAACUCUGGAUCUCUAACUUAAAGACAAUUUCAGACACACCUACUGAUAUCAAAAGCUAGAGUAAAAUCAAAAUUUCAUUACUGCAAUUCUGCAAUGUAUCCCUUUCCAUUUAAAACCUGGAUAGCACAGCAGGUGAGACAGGGAGACUUGGUUUCGGCAGUUAACCAAAUUUAAUUGCUUUUGGCAGGUAAAUACAAGGCUCCAACAGUUACUAACUCUUCUGAUCAAACAAAGUAAAGACAAGUGGACAGUUAAUUUUAGUGGAGCUUUAAAAGCCUGUG